Molecule: messenger RNA, 2181 nt
Organism: Neopsephotus bourkii (Bourke's parrot)
Lineage: Eukaryota; Metazoa; Chordata; Aves; Psittaciformes; Psittacidae
Gene: ACAA1
Product: acetyl-CoA acyltransferase 1
Exons: 12
Coding region: 13-1311 (432 amino acids)
Biological process (GO): fatty acid beta-oxidation; phenylacetate catabolic process
Cellular component (GO): peroxisome
Molecular function (GO): acetyl-CoA C-acyltransferase activity
Source: RefSeq, a predicted model, not a curated record
GGCGGUGUCAAGAUGGCGGCGGCUCGCCGGGUGCAGCUGGUGCUGGGGCAUCUCGCCGGUUCCCCCCCGGGGCCGGGCACCAGGGUUAGCGCCGCGCCAUGCGGGAGUCACGCCGGGGUCUCGCCGCGGGCCGCCAGCCCCGACGAUGUGGUGGUGGUGCACGGGCGGAGGACCGCCAUCGCCCGCGCCAAGCGCGGCGGCUUCAAGGAUACUACACCUGAUGAACUACUGUCUGCUGUUAUGACAGCCGUCCUUCAAGAUGUCCAUCUUCGUCCUGAGGCCCUGGGAGACAUCUGUGUGGGAAACGUGCUGCAGCCUGGAGCCGGCGCUUUGAUUGCGAGAGUUGCGCAGUUCCUAAGUGGUAUUCCAGAGACGGUGCCGUGCUCGAGCGUGAACCGGCAGUGCUCCUCUGGCCUACAGGCUGUUAUCAAUAUAGCAGGUGGCAUCCGAAAUGGAUCGUAUGACAUUGGCUUGGCCUGUGGCGUGGAAACCAUGUCCCUCAGAAGUGCAAAUAAUCCUGGUGAUAUCAGUUCCAGCUUGAUGGAAAACAGCAAAGCAAGGGAUUGCUUGAUUCCUAUGGGAAUAACCUCAGAAAAUGUGGCCGAGAAGUUUGGAGUUUCCCGAAAGAAGCAAGAUGCCUUUGCCUUGGCUUCCCAACAGAAAGCAGCAAAAGCUCAGCAGAUGGGACUGUUUAAAACUGAGAUUGUUCCAGUGAAGACCACCAUUCUAGAUAAUCAGGGCAACCAAAAACCAAUCACCGUGCACCAAGAUGAAGGGAUUAGGCCCUCCACAACCCUGGAGGGCUUGGCAAAGCUGAAGCCUGCCUUCAAAGAGGAUGGUAGCACUACAGCAGGUAACGCCAGCCAGGUCAGUGAUGGAGCAGCUGCUGUUCUCCUGGCAAAGCGCUCCAAAGCAGCACAGCUGGGACUCCCGGUCAUGGGAGUGCUCAGGUCCUUUGCUGUGGUUGGAGUCCCACCCGAUGUGAUGGGCAUAGGGCCGGCAUACGCGAUCCCUGUUGCUGUGGAAAAGGCGGGUCUGACUCUGGCUGACAUUGAUAUAUAUGAAAUUAAUGAAGCCUUUGCAAGCCAGGCUGUGUACUGCGUUGAGAAGCUGGGCAUUCCAAUGGAGAAAGUCAAUCCCCUGGGAGGAGCCAUAGCUCUGGGGCACCCACUGGGCUGUACGGGUGCUCGUCAAGUUGUCACCUUACUCAAUGAAUUGAAGCGCAGAGGGAAGAGAGCAUACGGUGUGGUGUCAAUGUGCAUCGGAACUGGCAUGGGUGCCGCAGCAGUGUUUGAGUACCCAGGGAACUAACCUCCAGCCUACUGCCAGAACAACGCAGCAGCUAAUUCUCUGCCUUCACUAGUAAUAGCAAAUGAUUUGCACUGUGAAAUCAAGUGGACUCUGGGAUUCAUGACUAGAUCUACAAAUUUUAGGCACAAACUGUGAAGUAGAAUAAUCCAUAGAGACCUACUGAGCUGGUGGGAAAAUGUUAGAGCCGGCAAAUGGCAGCCUGACAGCAGAAAUGGGUUCAGUUGAGGUCCAGGCACAGGCCCUCGUGUGGUGAUUACAAAUGGAUAUUUCUAAUUUAAUCAAUCCCUUUGUUCUGUGACUACUGUCAGAGAGUAGUAGUUCAUGGUGCAGUAUUUUUGUAUGGCAAAUUGCCUAAAAGUAUCACUCAAAAUGAUCAGUGCAUGUGAAGAGGCUUUCCCAGGGUUGUCUUUAAAAGAUGUCACCAUCUCACAAGAAGCCUGGAGCAGGUUGUUUGAAAGAAGUGCAAAGACUUUACAUUGUUUCCUUUACAACUGCAUCUAUUCCAUCCAACUCAUAAACUGGCUCUGCCCUAAGGUGUCCCUAUGCUGGAGACUGGCUAUAGCUUUCUGCUUCUAAGAAGGCUGCUCUGAAGCCUCCAGGGGGGUAAAGUGGAAGGACUAGAAUGUAAUUCACACAGGAGGUGCCUGAACAGAAAAGUGCUGUUGAACUGCAACAAGCCAGGACUUGAAAGUGGCCUUGCCACCAUUUUUUCCACAGCUCAUGUGACUCUUAAGUUAAAGGAGAGUCUUAUGAUUAAUACUUACUUACCUAACAUAAAACAGAUUUCAGCACUACUCUUACUGCAAGCACUAUACAAACAUCAGUGACAUCUCAGCGCUAAUACAAAUACAUAUUUCAUCUGGUAUAGUU